AUGAAUUAAGAGAGAUUAUUUAUCUGCUAAUAAAUUUCUCAUGAGAAUCAAAAUAUUUUAGGAUUUUGCUUAAAUUUAGGUUGCAAAGAAUCAAAAUCUUAGUUUUGUCUAGGAUGUUCAUAAGAUCCAAUUAUACACUCUAAUUGUACGAAAGAUCUUAAAGGGUUUGAAUCGAUUGAUAGUUUAUUUACUAAUUGCUAACAAAAUCUUCAUUAAUUAAAUACCUAAUUGGAUUAAUCAUUUAGCAAAGCCAAAACUAAAUAUUUAGAAGAGAAAAAAAAAAUAGAAAAACUGAAUGCAUAAUUAGAAAAGCUAUUAGAAUGUUUGAGAUAAUAGGAUUAUGAAUAUUUAAGAUUAAACUUAUAUUUAAUUAAAUAAUGGUAUCAAUACUUAAAUAAUUAAGAGGAGAUUAUUAAUGAAAAUGAAAUUGGUAUUUCAUAUAUUAUAACAUUUAUAGGAAGUAAAUUAUGUAUUGUAAAAAGCAUGAUUGAAGCUUUAAAAUUAGACUAAUAGUAACUAUCUUCAUAAUCCAUUAUUAUAUAAUAAAUUCAAGAGGAUAAUCUUUAGUAAGGUAUUAAAAUCAUAAUCAAUUAGGAAUACAAUUACUAAAUCUGUAGAAAUGGUAAUAGGCCAAUGAUGCAUUCUCAGAAGUGAUAAAAUAAUCAUCUUUUGCUACUUUCUUUUAAAGUACCUUAAUAUUACAAAAUUAUAUUUUUAGAUAUUUCGUUACAAGAAAUGAAUCAACCAGGCUAAGGAUUCAUAUUAAGAGAAUAGGCUAAAAAAAUGAAUUCUAACUUAUUUAGAGAUUUAUUGAAUUAUUCAGAUUAAGAGUUAAAGAAGAAUCCAAGGAAUACUUUUAUGAUAAUUGCAAAAAGUAAUUGAUAUUGAAUAAAUUCUUAAGGUUAUGCAUUAAAUGAUGAAAAAAAAUACUAACAAGCCAUUGAAUAAUGCUAAAAGGUAUUAAAUGAAAACCCAUAAAAUCUUCAUGCAUUAUAUAGAAAAAGUAAUCAUUUUUUAUAGAAAUUAGGUAUCUCUUUAGAUUUAUUGAAUUAAAUAGCAUAAGCAUAAGAACACAUUGAAAAAGCACUCAAUUACAAAAAAGAUUAUUGUCUUGGUUAAUUUUAGAAAGGUAAUUUAAAUUAUAUAAUUAUAAGGAUAUUUGUUAUAAGGGAAGGGCAAAUAUGGUGAUGCAAUUGAUUUCUUUAAAAAGGCCAUUCAAUUAGAUCCAAAUUUUGCAUAGGCUUAUAAUAAUAUAGGUUUAUCCUCAUUUUGAUAUUAUUAGGUUAUUCAUUAAAUGUUCUUAAAAAAUAUAAAGAUGCAAUUAUUUAGUUUGAUAAGACUAUUGAAAUAAAUCCCAAUUUUGCACCAGCCUUUAAUAAUAAAGGUUUUUCUUAAAUUUCAUUUAAAUAGGUUAUUCAUUAAAUUAACUUAAAGAAUACGACAAAGCUAUCAUUUGCUUUGAAAAAGCUAUUCAAUUAGAUCCUAAUUUUGCAUCAGCCUAUAAUAAUAAAGGUUUAAUUUUAAUUUCAAUUAUAUAGGUAUUUCUUUAGAAUAUCUUAAAAAAUAUGACGAAGCUUUGUAAAAUUACAGCAAAUCAACAGAUAUAGACCCAGCAUAUACUUAAGCUUAUAAGAAUUAAGGUAAUUUCAAAUUUUAUUAAAAGGUUUUUUAUUAAGAGAGAGUAACAAAUAUCAAGAUGCUAUAGAAACCUAUUAGAAAGCACUAAAUAAUUGUAAAGGAAAUGAAGAUGAAUUUAAUAGACUAAUUGCAGAAACCAUAAAUAGUAAUUGAAUAUUUCUAUAAACUAUCC
This is a messenger RNA of Paramecium sonneborni, 1810 nucleotides long. The record is from the annotation of a GenBank genome assembly. Lineage: Eukaryota; Ciliophora; Oligohymenophorea; Peniculida; Parameciidae.